Messenger RNA from Drosophila arizonae, 4502 nucleotides. It is a transcript of the gene dlg1, whose product is annotated as MAGUK family member discs large 1. Lineage: Eukaryota; Metazoa; Arthropoda; Insecta; Diptera; Drosophilidae. The record is from RefSeq and is a predicted model, not a curated record. Gene Ontology annotation, molecular function: protein kinase binding. Gene Ontology annotation, cellular component: neuron projection; neuromuscular junction; basolateral plasma membrane. Gene Ontology annotation, biological process: embryo development; receptor clustering; establishment or maintenance of epithelial cell apical/basal polarity.
AGCUGCCUUGCCUUGCCCUGACUGGACUUGACUUGACUUGUCUUGUCUUGUCCUGUGCUGUGGGGAAAUGGACUCGGAUACGGAUUCGGAUAGGGAAAAGAGCAGCGAUCCCAAUGAGGAGCUGCUGAGCAGCGAUGAUAAGACAUUUCACGAUGAUGAUGUUGAUGAUGAUGAUGAGGAGGAGGACUCAUCCGAUCGGAUCGAUCCAAUUAGGCGAAUCGAUGCGGAACAAGUGCAAUCAACAGCAGAGCAACUGCUGGUGGUGCUCAUGCAAGCGGAAGCCAUAGAAAUGCAACAGCAGCACGAACAACAACAACAACAACAACAGCAACAACAACAGCAACAGCAGCAAAUCGAUGUCGAGGUGGAUGUGACUGACAUGUCAGUGGCAACAGCUUUGGAACCACCAACAGCCACUCCAGAGCCACCUGGCCAGCGUGUGCCCGCCGAGCCACUGAUUGCCAAGUAUAGCGAGAGUGUGCGUGAGUCUGUGGAAUGUUUCUACUCUGCCCAGGAUCUGCUGGAGUAUGGCCAUAUGCUGUCCACGGCGGAGCAGCGCACGCCGGAUGUUGAGUCUGGCUAUUUCGAUAAGUCCGAGAGUGACGAUGUCUCUCGCGAAGAUUUCGAAGCCCACACUGGCUGCUUGCGUCGUCCCAAAGGCGCCCAUGCGCUGCCAAUCCUCUCCAGCCAAGAGUUGGCAUCCACAACUAGCAGCUCGAAAAAAAAGCGCAUUGAGCUGAGCCGCUUCUGCAGCUCCAUGGAAGCAUUCGAGCUGCAAAAAAAAAAGCAACAGCAGCUGCAGGUGGAGGAGCGGCAGCAGCAGGAGGAGGAGGAGCAAAAAAAAUUGCUCUUAAAGGAAGCGACCGCUGCUGGAGGGGAUUUGGCUACGGACGAACGUUUCCUUGACACACAAAGUGAGCCAUAUGUUAUGCAGGUGUUUAGCCUAGAAGCUCAUCGAGCCCUUGAAUUGCUCGAGGAUUAUCAUGCGCGUCUCUCGGAGCCACAGGACCGUGCGCUGCGUAUUGCCAUCGAACGUGUGAUUCGCAUCUUUAAGUCUCGCCUAUUUCAAGCGCUACUAGAUAUACAAGAAUUCUAUGAAUUAACAUUAUUGGAUGACUCAAAGAGCAUACAACAAAAGACCGCCGAAACCUUGCAGAUUGCGACCAAAUGGGAGAAAGAUGGACAAGCGACAAAGAUAGCCGAUUUUAUAAAAACUACCAAAAAAAAAAGCAAUUGCGUCUAUGAACUUAACAACGAUGCCACAAAUCCCAAUCCAAGUUCAAAUCUUAAUCAAACGGUGAACGCGGCCGCGCAUGCCGAGGCCUUGAGCAGAACAUUUAAAAAUGAAUUGGAAGAGAUUUUGAACCAACGCAUGCGCAUUGAGUCCGAUUGCGAGACUGCCAAAGAUGCUGCAGCCGACGAUGCUGGCAUUCAACAAGUGCGCAACUCGCGCUCACCCCAGCAGCAGCAACAGCAACAGCAGCAGGUGGUACAACAGUUGCAGCAACACCUUAGUCAAUCACAGUCCACGGCAGCUAGAAGCGGUACUCAGAUACUACACAGGGCAUCAUCGACGAAGGUGAACGGCGAUGACAGCUGGUACUAUGAGGACAUACAGCUGGAGCGCGGCAACUCGGGGCUGGGCUUCUCGAUUGCCGGUGGCACGGACAAUCCGCAUAUUGGCACCGACACAUCGAUCUAUAUAACGAAACUGAUACCCGGCGGCGCAGCAGCCGCCGAUGGUCGUCUGAGCAUCAAUGACAUCAUUGUCUCGGUGAACGAUGUGUCCGUGGUGGAUGUGCCGCAUGCAUCCGCCGUGGAUGCCCUGAAGAAGGCCGGCAAUAUUGUGAAGCUGCAUGUGAAACGGAAACGUGCCACCAGCGCUACAGCAGCAGCAGCAGCCGCAGCACCCACAGCCGAUGCACUGGACAGUGUUAGUGCCACGGCCAUGUCGGCGGCGUCGGCGUCGGCAUCGGCAGCGGCAGCGGCCGGGCCAAAGGUGAUCGAAAUCGAUUUGGUCAAGGGCAACAAGGGACUGGGCUUCUCCAUUGCCGGCGGCAUUGGCAAUCAGCAUAUACCGGGCGACAAUGGCAUCUACGUGACCAAGCUGAUGGACGGCGGCGCCGCCCAAGUGGACGGACGUCUAUCGAUUGGCGACAAGCUGAUAGCAGUUCGCACCAAUGGCAGUGAAAAGAAUUUGGAGAAUGUCACGCACGAGCUGGCCGUGGGCACGCUCAAGUCAAUCACUGAUAAGGUGACGCUGAUUGUGGGCAAGACGCAGCAUUUAACCAGCAGUGUGUCACAGUCGGGCGGCAGUCUGGGCGGCCAGCUGGGCCAGCAGUCGCAGGCGCAGCACUCGCAGUCGCAGACCCAAUUGGCAGCCACACGCCAACAACAGCAGCAGCAGCAGCAAGUGAACUCGGAAUCUGCAGAGCCUGGCUCAAGAUACGCAUCGACAAAUGUCCUGGCGACCGUGCCACCGGGCACACCACGCGCUGUCAGCACAGAGGAUAUAACCAGAGAACCACGCACCAUUACCAUACAAAAGGGACCGCAAGGUCUGGGCUUCAAUAUAGUCGGCGGCGAGGAUGGACAGGGUAUCUAUGUAUCAUUCAUAUUGGCCGGCGGUCCGGCUGAUCUUGGCUCCGAGCUGAAGCGCGGCGAUCAGCUGCUCAGUGUGAACAACGUGAAUUUGACGCAUGCCACACACGAGGAGGCGGCACAGGCACUCAAAACAUCUGGCGGCGUGGUCACUCUAGUUGCACAGUAUCGUCCAGAGGACUACAAUCGCUUCGAGGCACGCAUUCAGGAGCUGAAACAACAGGCGGCGCUUAGCGCUGGCGGCUCGGGCACCCUGCUGCGCACCACACAGAAGCGAUCGCUAUAUGUGCGCGCUCUGUUCGACUAUGAUCCAAAUCGCGAUGACGGUUUGCCAUCGCGUGGCCUGCCCUUCAAGCACGGUGACAUCCUGCACGUGACCAAUGCCUCCGACGACGAAUGGUGGCAAGCACGCCGUGUGCUCGGCGACAAUGAGGACGAGCAAAUUGGUAUUGUGCCAUCGAAGCGGCGCUGGGAGCGUAAAAUGCGUGCACGUGAUCGCAGCGUCAAGUUCCAGGGUCAUGCGGCAGCUAACAAUAAUCUAGAUAAGCAAUCAACUUUAGAUCGCAAAAAGAAGAAUUUUACGUUCUCACGCAAGUUCCCCUUCAUGAAGAGUCGCGAUGAGAAGAACGAAGAUGGCAGCGAUCAAGAGCCGAACGGAUUUGUAAACAGCAACAGUGAAAUCGAUGUUAACAAUGUUAAUAAUAAUCAAGCGAAUGAGCCCCAGCCUUUUAUGCUUUGCUACACACAAGACGAUGCCAACGCUGAAGGAGCUUCCGAGGAGAACGUGCUGUCCUAUGAGGCCGUGCAGCGUUUGUCCAUUAACUAUACGCGUCCCGUUAUAAUACUGGGACCGCUUAAGGAUCGUAUCAACGACGAUUUGAUAUCCGAAUACCCGGACAAAUUCGGGUCAUGUGUGCCACAUACCACACGGCCAAAACGCGAAUAUGAGGUCGAUGGCCGGGACUAUCAUUUUGUGUCGUCGCGCGAGCAAAUGGAGCGCGAUAUACAGAACCAUCUGUUUAUCGAGGCUGGCCAAUACAAUGACAAUCUGUACGGCACUUCGGUGGCCAGCGUGCGCGAGGUGGCCGAGCGGGGCAAACAUUGCAUAUUGGAUGUGUCGGGCAAUGCAAUCAAGCGCCUGCAAGUGGCGCAACUCUAUCCGGUUGCUGUGUUCAUAAAGCCCAAGUCUGUCGACUCAGUGAUGGAAAUGAAUCGUCGCAUGACCGAGGAGCAGGCAAAGAAAACAUAUGAGCGCGCCAUCAAGAUGGAGCAAGAAUUCGGCGAAUACUUUACGGGCGUUGUACAAGGCGAUACGAUCGAGGAAAUCUAUAGCAAAGUGAAAUCAAUGAUUUGGUCGCAAUCGGGACCAACCAUUUGGGUACCAUCGAAGGAAUCUCUAUGACCAACAGCCACAACGACAUGGACACUGCCGCCUCGAGUACGUUGUCGACCUGUUUCGAGAACACCAACAACAACAACAACAUCAGCAGCAGCAGCAGCAACAAAUCAGCCGCAACAAAAAACGUCACAUUGAUGCACCAACGCAACGACUACGAUGACGAAGACGAAGAGGACGAUGACGAUGACGAUGACAACACCAACAGCAGCAACAACAGCAGCAGCAGCAGGAGCAGGAGGAGCAACAACAGCAAUACACAUCAGUCAGCCCGAUGUUGUUCAUGUUUAGAAUUGUUAUUGUUUCUAGAUAAACGAAUAACAAGAAAUCUGAUUUGCUGGCGCCAGUUAAAUGAGAGCCAAAACAAUACGAUAUCAGGCAACAAACAGGCAAUGUUUUAAGCCAAGUUGGUUUGUUCUUGAUUUCUGGCUCAAAGCUCUGAAAAUGAAAAGGAAAGCAAAAUGAUGAAGCGGCAACUGUUUAGUUUAAGUUAGAACAAAAUUGA